Messenger RNA from Fusarium sp. VM40, 924 nucleotides. The record is from the annotation of a GenBank genome assembly. Lineage: Eukaryota; Fungi; Ascomycota; Sordariomycetes; Hypocreales; Nectriaceae.
AUGCCCGACCUCAAUAAUGCGGGACUCUCCCCCGCGACCAUCGAGUCCAUCGCUGGUCUCAGUGCCGGUACCGUCGCUACCUUGACGGUGCAUCCUCUCGAUGUAGUCAAGACUCGCAUGCAGAUCUAUCGCAGCACAGUCCCAGACGCUGUGCGGCCUACAACUGUCUCUAUCCUGCGCGCCUUGACGUCAACUCCUCACCCUGUCGCCUCUCUCUACCGUGGCCUGACGCCUAAUCUCAUCGGAAACGCCUCUAGCUGGGCUUCUUUCUUCUUUUUCAAGUCGCGCUUCGAGCACGCCCUUGCCGCGUGGCAGAAUCGGCCUAAUGGCCGUCCAUCAGCAGGCGACUACUUUCUCGCGAGUGCGCUGGCGGGAGCCUCGACCACGACACUGACAAACCCUAUCUGGGUUCUCAAAGUACGCAUGGUCUCUUCUGAUCGCGGAUCGCAGGGCGCAUAUCCCUCUAUGCUGGCUGGCGCACGCUCCAUCCUCAAGACAGAAGGGAUACGGGGCUUCUACCGUGGCCUGGGCAUUUCUCUGGUCGGUGUAUCCCACGGCGCCGUGCAGUUCGCCGUUUACGAGCCUGUCAAGCGGUGGUACCACACGCGCCGGCGAGAGAAGUACGGCAUUCAGAGGGAUCACAUGACGACUGAGGCGACAAUCGGGCUGUCAAGUCUGGCCAAGUUCGUCGCUGGGGCUGUCACAUAUCCGUACCAGGUGCUGAGAAGCAGACUGCAGAACUAUCAGGCUGACGAGCGGUUUGGCCGGGGUAUCAGAGGUGCUGUGGUGAGGAUAUGGACAGAAGAUGGAAUGAGAGGGUUUUAUCGUGGGUUGGUUCCCGGUGUCGUGCGAGUGAUGCCUGCGACGUGGGUGACGUUCUUGGUGUAUGAGAAUGUCAAGUAUUAUCUCCCUCAGUGGGUUUAA